CUCUUCUCCUUCUACCAAGCCAAAUCUCGUCACUUGCGCUGCGACAAGGCCCAUGGAUUUUGUGUCGUCUCUACUGCUGAAACUUUCCUGGAUUCGCUCCAUCUCAGGCUUGCUAUUGCCUACCUUGACCAUUGGCCCCUUGGGUUAAGAGGUUUCAAUACCUACUUACAGGGGACCGCCCAUGUGCCGCGGGCACCGAUGACCACAUCCCGCUCGCAAUGAGCCCGCCUUCCCCCGCGAAGAAGAACGGCAGCAACAAUAUCUCCCAACCCAGGCAGAUUCGCUUCGUUUCAACAGAUGGACAGCCGCAGACAAAGCGGCGCAGAGUGACGGCGGCAUGUCGAACGUGUCGCAAGCGCAAGAUCAGGUGCUCUGGUGAGCAGCCAGUGUGCAAGACGUGCUCGGAUUAUGGCCAUACCUGCCUGGGAUACAACGACCCUCCGUCGCAGCCCCCCGCCGACAUCACUUCCCAAAGCGCGGCACCAGCAAGCCAUCCAGAGAACACGAAAACCCGUCCUCGAGCUCUAAGUGAUUCCCCUAGUGCGCUCAAACCAAGUGCACAGUCGAGUGGCCAGGAUAAACCACCUACUCUCCCGGAGGCUGCGGAGUCCAAGUCGGUUCCCUUGACAAAAGAGGUCCUCCCUUCCACCAGUAAGGACCAGAAUCAACCAGGAAGAGAAAGUCCUGAGAGCAAUCGCACGUCAAUAAGCUCAAGCAAUCGUACCCAUGUGCCCUAUUUCAGGUACUUUGGCCCUACGGCCAUUGUGCCAGGGUUCAAGCAAAUGGUGGUUCGUGUUCGCGAGUCUCGCAAGAGUAACCCUUCCAUGUCAUCGGACUCGGUUUCGCCCUUAGUGGGUUCAAAUCUUGAUGCGCCAGACGCCUCAUUAGCUGCGGCACUUGCCGACAUUCGCGAUUCGAACACUAUUCCAUUCUAUGAUCGCGACGACAAUCUGCCAGUUAGCAACCUCGUCAUACACCUUUGCGAGCUGUUCUUUGUGCAUCUGGGUUGCAGCUUCCAGUUCCUUCAGCGGGAUAGGUUCCUGCGAGAUCUCAAGGAAAAGAAGAUCGAUACCAUCCUCGUGGACGCGGUUUGUGCUCUAGCGGCGAGAUUCUCUCCGCAUCCCUUGUUGAGUCCCCCACGAGCGCGAUCGAUCGAUGGAGCAGAGCCUGAGAAUGACGUCAAGAAGUCAGAUCAUGGCCAGGCUUUUGCUCAUAGAGCAAUGAUGGCUUUGGUCGAUGCGCUGUCAUGCCCUACUCUCUCCGUCGUGCAGGCGUGUCUCUUGUUGGCUUACGAGGAAUUUGGUUCAAAUCGCGAUAGUGGUCUUUGGAUGUACCUUGGUAUAUCGAUUCGGAUGGCACAGGAUCUAGGGUUACAGAAGCUACAGGGGCUAAAGUACAAAUACGGACGAACAGGGUUGACCCCCAAAGCUAUCAAGACCGGACAAGCAGGGAAACUUAGUGAGGAACAAUAUGACUGUCCCGAUCCUCCCGAGAAACGCCAGGAGCAAGAUCCCGCGACAGCCGAUGAGCGUGCAAGGGAACGGGAAAGAGUGGAUACCUUUUGGAGUAUUUUCUUCCUGGACCGAGUUAUCUCGUCAGGGACUGGCAGGCCGGUAACGCUACGGGAUGAAGACAUUGAGCUAUACUUUCCCUUACAGUCAGACUGCGUGCUCCCGAAUGGCUGGCCGGCCCCCUUCCCGCCAUUGAUGCGCAUAAUACAUCUUUAUGGAAGAGUAACCGACUUGAUCAAUGCCAUAGAGGAGGUCAACCACGUCACGCCAGACACGCUGAAGCGUCUGGCUGGUAUGGAAAGUGACCUCACAGGUAUCUAUCAACGCCUAUCCCCAAGACUUCAUUUUAACGCGGUCAAUUUCCAAACUUAUGUUCGAGCUGAAGAGGGUACUAAUUUUAUUUUGCUUCAUUUCUGGUUUCACACGUUGAUUGUGCUAUUACAUCAACCGACUCUCCUAAGUUCUUUUGGAGGGCGAAUACAACAGCUAUAUCCGAAUAGCCGUGAGCUAUCGAUGUCGUCGGCGAAGACAAUAGCGGAUAUUCUGUCUUUUUCCGAACUGAUCGACGCAAAAAGCUUCAUAGGCAAUCCUUUCACCAGCCAGCCCAUGUACAUCGCCGCAUGUGCCUUCCUCAUGGAGAGUUCAUAUUAUUCAUCUCCAACAUCUAAAUCUGGAUCGUCACCUGUACAGCCGCUGUUGGCCAACCAAACUGCCAGCUUCCUCACACCCGGUAUCGAGAUUCCAAACGGACCAGAGCGGAGACUGAAUCCUAAACACAGUUUAUUGGCCUCCGCAGCAAAAGAAAACUACCAGAGAUGUUACAAGGCUCUCAAAUCCUUGGAGACUUACUGGGAAGGCACCAGGUAUAUUUUGACCGUGUUGGAUCAGAAAGCGAAAGGAAUAGGCGACCCUCAACUGUACACGGCUGAAGAGAUGGAUGGUGCCGGUGAUAUACUCUCACUCGCCCCAAGCGGUUGGCGAAAAGCGGCUACGCGCCAGAGCUCGAUAGAGCCACCUGCGAGGCAAGGGUAUUAUCCUUCUGCUUCUGGGCAGGAACUUGACGGCACGUCGGAAACGGCAGGGUCGCCUAGAUUCGAUCCUAGCCAAGCUAUCGGAUGGGCACUGACUGGCGCGACUAAUUCUUCGCAACCGAAUCUGAGCUUACUUUAUCAAAUGCCAAGCGCCCAAGCAAAUACGCUUUCAGCACAGGCAAACUACGGUCCUCAGUACAGCCAUAGCUACCCAACUGUCUCGCUUGAAGCGCAAGUUCCACAGAACAGCAGCCGUCUGCAUGCUGACAGCCUUCCUGCAUAUCCAUCAACAAAUCUACCACACUCGUCUGCUUUACCUGCAAAGGACCGGAAGUACCCUUCUCACACCACAGGAGGCGUAAAUAUAUCAGACGCUGACUUGCUUCUCGGCUUGAACACACCCUAUACCCCUUCUCAUUCUCGUGUCGCACGAAAUCUGCCCGCAACAUACAGUCAGAAUCUUGAGGCCCCGACAGUGGGCGUCUCAUCAUCCUAUCACUACGCUCCCGCAUCUGGGUCCGAAGGCGCCGACCACGACCCCCCAAACUGUAAUGCUAAUGACCAUGUUAGUCCCGGUGCAAGCGCACAAAUCGGCGAUAUGAUGAUUGGAACUCAGGACAUCGACAUGAAUACCCUGCAGAAUCAGGAGGCAUUCCCGUUUGCGUUCAAUGGCGAACUUCUCCCAUGGCUGGAGUACCUUCCGCAGGAUGUGCUCAGCUAUUUCGGGGAUCAUCAGACUUACAGUCCUCUGAUGAGUCCCCAAGAUAACGCUAAUAUUCCCAAUCAGCGUCCUCCACAGCGCUGACCCAGUCCGUUAAGUUUCUGUAUGAAAAUUCGAUCUUAUUGUUUCUACACGGGAGCUUUGGAUGAUGAUAUGUCAUUUUGCAAGCAGGCGAGCAUCUUCCCGGGCGUCUGGUGGGUUCUGAAGUCCAGUGUUGUGGAUGGAAUACAUAGGACUAGUCUACGCUCUACUUCUUUUUCUUUAUCUGGGGAACAUAUGUGUCAUGAAGCAAGCGAUGAGAGACGUCUACAUUUGGGGCUUUAUAAAAACAUGUUGCAUUUGAUUGAUAUUUUUUCUUAUACUUCAAGGGCCAGCAAUAGAUGUAUAGAAUGUCUUGGCCAAACAUGAGCAGCAAAAGCCCACCUAUCUUAUUAGCUAUUUUGGUCGUCUAUAUUAGAGGAUACUACGCGCAUACUAAUUUAUAUAUAUUGUAAUACAUACAUUGGGCGCGAAAGAUCACCACUGCAGCAACCGAGGGG
Molecule: messenger RNA, 3802 nt
Organism: Paecilomyces variotii
Lineage: Eukaryota; Fungi; Ascomycota; Eurotiomycetes; Eurotiales; Thermoascaceae
Product: C6 transcription factor
Exons: 9
Coding region: 219-3347 (1042 amino acids)
Biological process (GO): DNA-templated transcription; regulation of DNA-templated transcription
Molecular function (GO): DNA binding; zinc ion binding; DNA-binding transcription factor activity, RNA polymerase II-specific
Source: RefSeq, a predicted model, not a curated record